UAAAGUCCUCCUUGGCCUUGGUAAAGCCUUCCUCUUUUCUCCUCAGAAGUUUCUCCAACCCGUGUCUCAGAGAUGAGAGCUCAGGACUCCAGGAGCCCGACACAGCAUGAGUCCCUGGGUUCAGCAGAGGAUUCUACCAGGGACCGGAAGACAUCCUUGCCCAUGGAGCCCAAGUUGGACAUGUUGUACAAGAUUGAGGAUGUGCCGCCAUGGUACCUCUGCAUCCUGCUGGGCUUCCAGCAUUACCUGACGUGCUUCAGUGGCACCAUCGCUGUACCCUUCCUUCUGGCUGAGGCGCUGUGUGUGGGCCGCGACCAGCACAUGGUCAGUCAGCUCAUCGGCACCAUCUUCACCUGUGUGGGUAUCACCACUCUCAUCCAGACUACAGUGGGCAUCCGGCUGCCGCUGUUCCAGGCCAGCGCCUUUGCCUUUCUAGUUCCAGCCAAAGCUAUCUUGGCCUUGGAGAGGUGGAAGUGUCCCCCAGAAGAGGAGAUCUAUGGUAACUGGAGUAUGCCCCUGGAUACCUCUCAUAUCUGGCACCCUAGGAUCCGCGAGGUCCAGGGUGCAAUCAUGGUGUCCAGUACGAUAGAGGUGCUGAUUGGGCUGAUGGGGCUGCCUGGGGCCCUGCUCAGCUACAUUGGGCCUCUCACGGUCACCCCCACUGUCUCCCUCAUUGGUCUCUCUGUUUUCCAAGCUGCUGGUGACCGAGCUGGCUCCCACUGGGGCAUUUCAGCUUGCUCCAUUCUGCUGAUCGUCCUGUUCUCCCAGUACUUCCGCAACCUCACCUUCCUGCUACCUGUUUACCGAUGGGGCAAGGGUUUCACUCUCUUCCGCAUCCAGAUCUUUAAGAUGUUUCCGAUCGUGCUGGCCAUCAUGACCGUGUGGCUGCUCUGCUAUGUGCUGACCCUGACUGAUGUGCUGCCUGCAGAUCCCACAGCCUACGGCUUCCAAGCACGAACUGAUGCCCGAGGUGACAUCAUGGCUAGCUCACCCUGGAUCCGCAUCCCCUACCCAUGUCAGUGGGGCCUACCCACAGUGACUGUGGCUGCAGUCCUGGGAAUGUUUAGUGCCACACUGGCUGGCAUCAUUGAGUCCAUAGGUGACUACUAUGCUUGUGCCCGGCUGGCUGGUGCACCGUCCCCUCCGGUACAUGCUAUCAACAGGGGAAUUUUCACUGAAGGCAUCUGCUGCAUCAUUGCUGGGCUACUGGGCACAGGCAACGGGUCUACCUCGUCCAGCCCCAAUAUUGGGGUCCUAGGGAUUACCAAGGUGGGAAGCCGUCGAGUCGUGCAGUAUGGUGCAUGCAUCAUGCUGGUCCUGGGUGCCAUCGGCAAGUUCACAGCCCUCUUCGCCUCUCUCCCAGACCCCAUCCUGGGAGGAAUGUUCUGUACCCUUUUUGGUAUGAUCACCGCCGUGGGACUGUCCAAUCUGCAGUUUGUAGACAUGAACUCCUCCCGCAACCUCUUUGUACUGGGAUUCUCCAUGUUCUUUGGCCUCAUGCUGCCCAAUUACCUGGAGUCCAACCCAGGUGCUAUCAACACAGGCAUUUCCGAAGUGGAUCAGAUCCUCACUGUGCUGCUGACCACGGAGAUGUUUGUUGGCGGGUGCCUUGCUUUCAUACUGGACAACACAGUGCCAGGGAGCCCAGAGGAAAGAGGCCUGGUACAGUGGAAAGCUGGAGCCCAUGCCAACAGUGAGACGUCAGCCAGCCUGAAGAGCUAUGACUUCCCCUUUGGGAUGGCCAUGGUAAAAAGGAGUACCUUCCUCAGAUACAUUCCUAUCUGCCCAGUCUUCAGAGGAUUUGCUAACAAGUCAGAAAAUCAGACUCCAGGUCCAGAAGAUACUCCAAACAAUACAGAAACCACAUCUGUGUGCACCAAGGUCUGAAACUAACUACGAAAGGAAAGGAGGAACUGGACGUAACAAGAAAAGAAAACCACACAGAAGACAGAAGACCUGAGUUGGGAAUCUCAGCUCUGCCUUUUCCAAAUUCCCAUGUAAGCUUGGACAAAUCACCUCUGAGACUGUUUCCAUAUCAGCUUACAAAACAUCAGUAGGCCAAAGUCUCUAAGCACUCUAGAGACUUGCACUAGAAUUAUUCUGUUUCCCACGUUUACUUUCCUAAGCAUACAUGUCAAUGUAAAGAAAUAGUGGGAAAUUCUCUACAUUGAGAGUUGGGAGUUGACAAAAAGGAAAUCAGGAGAUUCCAGGGGUAAAUGCAGACAUGCAGGUAGGCUUUUUUUUUUUUAAACGGAAUUUAAUUCUAAUGUCAUGUAUUUUAAGACCAAAAUAUAAUACUAAACAGUACAUUGGACCAAUAACUUAGAUAAAUAUCCCCCAUUCCCACAGGGAAAUAAAUCUAAAUUUUAAUUAAUGUCUCAGGCCUGGGCUUGAUCUUCAGCAUUAUAUACACAGAAAUAAAAACCCUUAAGAGCGAACAUGGUUUAAUUGUAAAACCCAGAAGUCUUUUAUAUAUAAUCUCUGGCAGCUAGAGGAGUCUAAGAAUGAAUUAAAGUACUCUCAAAUAGUUUGAGUUAAACUAAUCAGUUUCUGUGUUAUGGAUUUAUGCAAAUUCCAGCUUAUACUCAAGACUAGCAAAGGUUCAUCAGAGCACCAGUAUCAUUUGACACGACUAAUGCACCCAUAAGCAAGCAUCUUGACAUCAUAUACCUUGUUCAGCUAGGUCACUGUCAUUUACUGCAACAAAGAUUAUACCACAAUGUAAAUGUUUUCUGCAUUGUCCUUUAGUUGCAGAAUGGUUUCCAAAGCAUGACGGGGAGGAUGACUCUAAACUAUCUCCUCUGGGAUGCUUUCAAACAAUUAUCAUGCUUAAAACCUGAUUCUUCAAGUUUAGGUGAUUAUGACAACAGCUUAGUAAACGAAUGCACACUGAACAGACAACAACGAAGAAAUUCCAGAGCCCAGGAGUUCCAGAUAAUUCUCUUGGCUAGAAAAAUGAACAUUGAAAACCAGAAAAGAAAUGUAAUUGCAUGUGGAGGAUGGUGGCUCAUGCUUGUCAUUCCAGGUCUUGAGAGACUGGAGCAUGAGGGUUACUCUCUAAGUCUGAGGCUAGCCAGGGCUAUGCAUUGAGUUUCAGGUUGGAUUGUGCUGCAGUGAGACCCUGUUUCAAACAUCCACCCACUUCACAAAACAAAGUCUUGUCUUUUAUCUUAAUUUUAGUAAAAGACUCAUCAGGGUCUACUUUAGUGACGAUGAGAACUUUAUUGCAAGGGCAUUAGCAGCGAUGACACUGAGGAUAAGCAAGAACAUAAAUCUAGCUUUGCGUUCUUUUCCUGCCAAAUGCUUGUAAAAGCAUCUCAAAGAAACCCAAUCAGGAGAUCUAAGAAAUUUUAUCAGAUAAAAAUUUCCAGAUUUUACCAAAUGUUUAGGUGAUAAAGAGCAACACUUUCAUCAAGGUACUUUUAUAUAAUCAAGCCAUAUGGUAAUAUUGUAAAUUUUGUACUACUCCAAGACAUUCAGAUACUUCAAGGGCAACAUAAGUUUAAUGCAACAUCAAGGUUGAACCAACAAGUUAUCCUAUGUGAGACUGGGGGACCUCUGAUUCCACGCUUAAAAAGAGUGGGAAAUUUUUCAAAGGGAAGAGUUGUGGAACUCUUCUUAAAUAGAGUGUAGCUGGAUUUUCCACUUAUGGGAAAGAUGAGGUAGGGUCUAAAAAGAU
Messenger RNA from Microtus ochrogaster (prairie vole), 3679 nucleotides. It is a transcript of the gene Slc23a1, whose product is annotated as solute carrier family 23 member 1. Lineage: Eukaryota; Metazoa; Chordata; Mammalia; Rodentia; Cricetidae. Gene Ontology annotation, biological process: transmembrane transport. The record is from RefSeq and is a predicted model, not a curated record. Gene Ontology annotation, molecular function: transmembrane transporter activity. Gene Ontology annotation, cellular component: membrane.